Messenger RNA from Cetraspora pellucida, 741 nucleotides. NCBI's taxonomy places the organism in Eukaryota, Fungi, Glomeromycota, Glomeromycetes, Diversisporales, Gigasporaceae. The record is from the annotation of a GenBank genome assembly.
AUGCCUUGUUAUAUUGAUACAGUUGUAAAGGUUAAUCAAGUUUAUUUAUUUGAUAAGAAUGAGUCGAAAUUGACUAUUGUGUGGGCUAUUGGUGUAUAUCCUCCUGAAAGUGAAGAUCAUGAAUUGGAGAUGGUAUUGUUUGUUCCAAUAAAUAGCGAUGAAAGGGAUCCCAAUUCACAGUCAAUUUUUGUAAAGGGCGAAUAUUAUAGUGUUGAUGGAAAAGUUGUACCUAGAAAUUACAAUAGUAAUUUAAGAUUAAAAAGGGAUCCCAGUUCGAAUAGGUGUCCGUUAAGAGUUUCGUUGGUUGGUAUUACUCAAGAUGCAAUGAGGGAAGUUAAUGAAGAGAACGUGAUAGUUAGUGUCAGUUGGAGUUCUGAUAGCUUACAAAUUGUGCUAGAAGAUCCUAAAUCUGUGCGAUCUAGGCAUUUAAGUACUCAUCAAAGUGCUUGUGGAAAUUUAAGUAAAGUGCCUGUAGUUGAGAAUUUUGAUAAUAAUGUACAUAAAGCUGACUCAGCUGAUGAUGAUUGUUAUUCAUCAAAAUGUGUUAAAGUGGAAGAUGAAGAUGAUUGUUAUGAAUAUGUGGAUUCUUACAAUAGUAAACAUGACCAUAUGGUUGAGUGUAAUAGCAGAUAUUUAGAAGAAAAUCAUAAGUAUGGGAUUGAUAUUACUUUAGAAAUUACUUUUGAGCAUUUUCCAAAUCAUUCGAGUUCUUUUACAAGAUGGGAUCAAUUGGCAUAUUGA